CAGGACCAGGGUAAAUUUCGCUCCUUUCCAUAUCGUUGUAUGCAUCAGGAGACUCAAAUGAUGGUCUUGUACAGGAGUGCAGGAUGCCUUCUGUCAUCCAUUUUUUUUUGCUAGCUGCAGGCUCCACCUUAAUCCGCCUGUUUUCCCGCAUUUUUCUACUAGUGAUGAUGGCCGCGCAUUUUUUUUCUUUCUCCUUUUACCUUUCUUAGCUUGUACUUUUUUUGUUCUUUAUCUACCAUGGGCAUUGUACAUACAGUCAAAAGUAGGAUUGAAUUGUGGCGUUUGGAGCGAUAUACCAAGCGAAGAUCUUGCCAGCUUCCCGGGUAUACUCACAAAGAGAGAGAGCUGAAAAGCAGCUUCAAAAAUAUGUUGAAAGGAAGGAGUAGAGACGACUUCAAAUGCUCAGAGACCUACAAUUCUAGCAGUCUGUGGGAGUGAAAAACUGGAAUAACCCAGCUGGCUGGUCAAUCGAAAUGCCAUUCCGUCUCCGCUACUAUAGGGCAUGGACGCAAUGACAUAUUCUACCAAUGUAAUAAGCCAAAAGACUGAAGCGUUUUUAAGCAAUAGAUUAGUAUAUUCCCUCCUAUAAACACAUGGACA
This is a messenger RNA of Umbelopsis ramanniana AG, 600 nucleotides long. RefSeq lists its product as uncharacterized. The coding region runs from base 238 to 438 and encodes 66 amino acids. The transcript has 2 exons. NCBI's taxonomy places the organism in Eukaryota, Fungi, Mucoromycota, Umbelopsidomycetes, Umbelopsidales, Umbelopsidaceae. The record is from RefSeq and is a predicted model, not a curated record.